Messenger RNA from Mercenaria mercenaria, 387 nucleotides. Its product is annotated as L-xylulose reductase-like. Lineage: Eukaryota; Metazoa; Mollusca; Bivalvia; Venerida; Veneridae. Gene Ontology annotation, biological process: glucose metabolic process; xylulose metabolic process. The transcript has a single exon. The record is from RefSeq and is a predicted model, not a curated record. The coding region runs from base 1 to 387 and encodes 128 amino acids. Gene Ontology annotation, molecular function: carbonyl reductase (NADPH) activity; L-xylulose reductase (NADPH) activity.
AUGAUUGAUUCCAAAAUAAAAGGAUCUAUCGUGAAUGUUUCAAGUGUGUCCGGAAUAGGUGCUUUACGCAAUGUUCCCAACUUGCCGUACAAUGUUUCGAAAGCAGGACUGGACAUGGUAACAAAGCAAUUUGCACUGGAACUUGGACAAUACCAGAUAAGGGUGAACUCAGUCAAUCCUACACUUGUCAUGACGCCAAUGAUUACAAAUCUUAAGGAAGACUACGAAAAGGAUUUUAUUGCCAGGACGCCUAUGGGUAGAAUUGCAAAGGUGGAGGAAAUCGUUGGGCCAAUAAUGUACCUUCUAAGUGACUAUUCAAGUAUGGUUAGUGGCCAGAUACAUCCAGUUGAUGGGGGUCUGCUGUCAAAUAUAGCAGUCAACGUAUAA